Molecule: messenger RNA, 622 nt
Organism: Hevea brasiliensis (rubber tree)
Lineage: Eukaryota; Viridiplantae; Streptophyta; Magnoliopsida; Malpighiales; Euphorbiaceae
Exons: 6
Coding region: 139-405 (88 amino acids)
Biological process (GO): spliceosomal snRNP assembly; mRNA splicing, via spliceosome
Cellular component (GO): U5 snRNP; U1 snRNP; U4/U6 x U5 tri-snRNP complex
Molecular function (GO): RNA binding
Source: RefSeq, a predicted model, not a curated record
UAUUAUUUAGUUAACCAUGUUAAAUUACUGGUGUCUCUUGAUUCAAUUGUUAAAAGGGUGAAAGCAUCUGGUUCUAGGGUUUAAGGUCUCUCGAUCUCAAUUUCUCUGUCCCACCGGAACCUUCAAGAGCUCAAAGCCAUGGCGAGUACCAAAGUCCAGAGGAUUAUGACCCAACCCAUUAACCUGAUUUUCAGGUUUCUUCAAAGUAAAGCUCGCAUUCAGAUAUGGCUUUUUGAGCAGAAGGAUAUGAGGAUUGAAGGCCGAAUCAUUGGCUUUGAUGAGUACAUGAAUUUGGUUCUUGAUGAUGCUGAGGAAGUCAAUAUCAAGAAAAAAACCAGAAAGUCUUUAGGAAGGAUUCUUCUCAAAGGAGACAACAUUACCCUGAUGAUGAACACAGGGAAGUGAUGCUCAUCAGCAACUGUUGAGGCUGUAUUAUGUUUCUAUUUCGGAGGCCUGGAAGUUUGAGCUGUGUAGUGUGUCCUGAUAUAUUGAACACUAAAACAUGCUUUUUUUGGACUGACGAUUUUAGGUGAUAAAUGUAGGUAGGAUAUGAUUCAUGAAGUCCGAAUGUUCAAGCUGAGUUUUCUUUAUAUUCAACUUGGCAAUUAAUAUUUUGAUGCUA